This is a messenger RNA of Andrographis paniculata, 1801 nucleotides long. RefSeq names its product salviol synthase-like. Bases 147 to 1664 code for a protein of 505 amino acids. The transcript is spliced from 2 exons. Gene Ontology annotation, molecular function: monooxygenase activity; heme binding; iron ion binding. The record is from RefSeq and is a predicted model, not a curated record. NCBI's taxonomy places the organism in Eukaryota, Viridiplantae, Streptophyta, Magnoliopsida, Lamiales, Acanthaceae.
AAACUAUAAAUACAAAAUAAAACAUUGGGUGUAUAUAAUGAUUGAUUGUUGAUUUGGUUAUAUUCAAUUUGUUCUUCGACUACAUAUAUUCAUACUCCAAGCUUGGAGCAAACUGGAUUCAACUCACACUUGCAACAUUCAAAUCCAUGGAUAGUAGUUUCUCAUUUUCGAUUUUCCUCUCUUCAUCUCUCAUAUUUCUAACAAUCAUAUGGAAUGUAAUAAAAGGCGCCAAACGCUCCCGGAGUUUCGCCAAUCUUCCGCCGGGGCCAAGAAAGCUGCCGAUCAUCGGGAACUUACACCACAUUCUUAGCUCCCGACCAGUCCAUCACACUUUAGCCGACUUGGCGAUGAAAUAUGGUCCGACGAUGCACUUGCAGCUAGGUGAAGUCAGCACGGUGGUUGUAUCAUCACCCGAAGCCGCAAAAGAGGUCUUGAAGACGCAUGACAUCAGCUUCGCCAACAGACCAUCCAGCGCCGCGGCAAAGAUUUUUUCAUAUGAUUAUUCUGACAUAGGAUUCGCGCCGUAUGGAGAAUACUGGAGACAGUUGCGAAAAAUUUGCACAAUAGAGCUGCUGAGCGCAAAGCGCGUCCAAUCUUAUCGCCCCCUAAGGGAAGAAGUGUUUUUCGAUAUGUGCAAUCGGAUAGCUUCUAAAGAAGGCUCGUCGAUCAAUUUGACUGAGAAAAUUUCCUUGGCGAUUUGCGACAUGGUUUUUCGAGCAGCCCUUGGAAAUAAGAUCGAUGAACACUCAGCAUUCGUAUCAACAGUUAAAGAACUUAUGGCUUUAUCUGCAGGAUUUUCUAUCCGGGAUCUGUUUCCCUCCAUCACUCUGUUUCAAGCAAUCGGCGGAUUUUUAGGCCGCCUGGAGAAGGUGCACAAAAGGUCCGAUAGGAUACUCCAAAAGAUUGUCGACAAUCGUCAAGUAGCAUCUCAAGACGAACAGCUCGAAAGCUUGACAGAUAUUCUUCUCAAAUUUCGCAAAAAUGCCGGCGAGGAGUUCCAUUUAAGUGAUAACUGCAUCAAAGCUGUGCUACAGGAUAUGUUCUUCGCUGGAAUCGAGACAUCCUCGACGACUACAGAUUGGGCUAUGGCGGAAAUGAUGAGACAUCCGAGUGUCCUUAAAAAGGCACAAGAUGAGGUGAGACGAGUUUUCGACAACAAGGGAGUUGUCGAUGAGUCCGACUUCAAUGAGCUAAAGUACCUAAAGUUAGUGAUCAAAGAGACCUUCAGGUUUCACUCACCAGUGCCUCUACUUCUCCCUCGAGAAAAUUACGAGUCUCGGGAGAUUAAUGGAUACACAAUACCUGCAAAAACGAGGGUUAUGGUGAAUGCAUGGGCCAUUGGAAGAGAUCCUAAAAUCUGGAAAGAUGCCGACAGCUUUAUACCGGAGAGAUUUCUCGAUGAUAAUAUUUCAGCCGAUUAUGCUGGAAAGAAUUUCGAAUUCAUCCCUUUUGGUGGUGGGAGAAGGAUUUGCCCUGGAGCAACAUUUGGCCUCGCUAAUGUCGAACUUCCAUUAGCAAUGCUUCUCUACCACUUUGAUUGGGUUUUGCCAGAGGGAAUGGAACCUCAAGAUGUGGACAUGGCAGAAGACUUUACACUUGCAGCAGGAAGAAAGAAUCCACUUAAUGUGAUUCCUAAAUUGAAAAACCCUUUGCCUCUAAAGUAAAAUGUUGUCAUAAUGAAUCCAUGUUCGAGGCUAUUAAUGUCUCUUUAGUGCACUGGCAUUAGAUGUGGAAAUAAGUUUGUUGGUUCUCCAGAGGAAGAAGAUGAUGAACAUGAAUAGAUUUUUUGGAAGUCAACUCA